UGAUUGGCAUUUAUUAGACGGUUAAUAAUGAAAAAUAUCCAAGGAUCAUAUUUCAAAAAAUAACCAUCCAUGAAUAAGACUGUUCAGCCAAUCUGGAUUUUGGUGUGUAACUUAGAAAUAUGUGAUUCCAUAUUAUUCGUCAAAUAGAGUUAAUAUAUUCCAAUUAUACCAUUUCUAUGUUCCUGCAUAUCAAGCAUAAUACACAGCUAGAGUAUCAAAUAACUCUGCUAAGAUAGAUACUGGUUCCUUUUUGUUUAAUUAUCUGAUUGUAUCGACUAUCAUUAUUGGGUGUAUUGCUAGUGAUUCCAAAGAAUGGAUGUUUUACCUGAUGCUGUUGUCCAAUACAUCCUCUCCAACAUGACGAAUGCAAGAGAUGUAGCCACCUGCGCUUGUGUCUCUAAGCAGUGGAAGGAAUCGAUGCCCUUCAUUCGAAGCCUCUACUUCGCUCGGAACUCUUUUGGUGACGAAAGCACCGAUGUUGACGCCAUUAUUGGACAGCUUAUCAUGUCAGCCGUCUGUUUAGAAGAACUGAUCAUAUACUGCCCCUUUUCCACCACAAGCCUCACGUCCUGGCUGUUGAUCAGUAGCCGGUCCCUUCGGCAUCUCGAGCUCCGUAUGGACAAUCCCAUGCAAAAGAAAGUUCUGCCCGGGAGCAUCACAGAAUUGGAUUGCAUUGGAUGGGCAAAAGGUUUGCAAACUCUAAAGCUUUGGGGUGUUUUAAUAACUCAUUCUCCCAACUGGGGCGAAUUUCAGAGUCUCCGUACUCUGGAAAUAGUUGGAGCGACGUUGAAAGACAGGGCAUUGUCAGAUACUAUUCGGGCCUGUCCUAAUCUGACCAACUUAUCAUUGCUUGGCUGUAACGGGUUGAUAUCAGUUACAAUCAAUUUGCAGCAAUUGGAACAGUGCAGACUGGAUUUUUGCGGCUGGGAUGUUUGUUCACUCUCAAUCAGCUCUCCAAAGCUUCAACUGCUUGAUAUCCAAGGUUGUAGUUGGAUCCAUGUCGAUAAGAAUCAUUGCUUAAAGAACGUCUCCAUCGCCAAUAACGAGGGUAAAGUGUGCAAGGUAGACUUGGGAAAGCUUCCGGGGCUUGAGUUCUUGUCCAUUCGAGGAGUGCAGUGGUGCUGGAAUGCAGUAAGCUCCAUACUUCAAUGCUCGAGUGAGGUGAGACACCUUGUUAUGAAGAUUGAAUUCACCGGGGAUUCAAAUCAUCUGCAGGCCUUUCCAGAGAUUGACUUGGUCGAGUUCUUCAACAACCAUCCAAAACUGCAGAAUUUUGAAAUUCAUGGAGCAAUGUUUGCUGCGUUGUGCCAAAAGAACAGCUUAAGAAGCUUGGAUUCAAGAUUUACCAUUCCUUGCUUGGAGGAAACUGUGAUCACUGUGAGGUCACCGCUCAAUGCAGAACAGAAGAUGAGCACUAUUGAGACAUUGGUUAAAUGCAGUCAGAGACUGCGAAGAAUGGUGAUUAGGGUCUCGCAGAUGAAGAGCUGCCACAGCAGUGCAGAUGAUUUCUUCGAGGAUAUUUGCAGAUUCGGACACAUGAACCAUAAGGUCAUCCAGAUCGAAUAAGCAGGGCGCUUGAUUCAAGUGACUUCAUAAGAGCUUAAUUUGGGUGCUCAUAAAAGCUAGUGAUCUUGUCAAUGCAACUUUAACUGCACUUCAGUUGAAAAUUGACCAUUCUUUUCUAAUUGGCCUUCUUUUAAUUGUUCGAAAAAUGGCUGUUCAUUUUUCUUCCUUCUCUUUUCAUUUUAUUUCUAAUGUAAUGUUUGGAUAGCUGGAUUCCAGUGUAAUUCGAUGGAAAUGGUAAUCGUAUUUGUGUGAUG
This is a messenger RNA of Magnolia sinica, 1820 nucleotides long. Its product is annotated as F-box protein At1g10780-like. Lineage: Eukaryota; Viridiplantae; Streptophyta; Magnoliopsida; Magnoliales; Magnoliaceae. Gene Ontology annotation, molecular function: protein binding. Bases 313 to 1566 code for a protein of 417 amino acids. The record is from RefSeq and is a predicted model, not a curated record. The transcript is spliced from 3 exons.